UUAAACACCGGAAGUUAAAUUGGCACAGUGUGUUCACGCGCCUGUAAAGAAGCGCAGUGUGUAAUGUAUAAAAUGCAUAAACAUUUAUGAUGUAACGUUAGGUGUCUUUCUUUCAAUUGCGAACAUGUCUUGAAUAAUGUUGAUAAGCGUUUCGAUUGAAUUACUUUACGGGAACGGCUUUGGUCGGGUGGCAUGCGUAGUUGGAGGUGGUACCUCUCCAGGGUCAUGCGUCUCUUCUUACGCUGGUUUAAGCUGUGCCCACAAAAAGGACGCAGGAAGCGGCAAAGCAGAAUACGAGACUUGUGGAACUAUGGGAAAAUUAUACUCAAGUCCCUGUACUAUAACAUCCUGACAAACUCUGAUACGGCGCUCGACUGUGCCUUUGAGCCCAUCUACUGGCUUGUGGAUAACCUGACCCGUUGGUUUGGAGUGGUGUUUGUUUUUUUGGUGAUUUCCUUGACCAGCUCUGUUGUGAUUAUUGUCUAUCUCUGCGUGCUUCCCGUCAUCUUGAGCACAUACGCCACACACUGGAUACUAUGGCAUCUCUGUUACGGGCACUGGAACCUCAUUAUGGUGGUCUUUCAUUAUUACAAAGCCAUAACAACGCUUCCGGGGGCCCCUCCGCAGGAAAGGAACGAUAUUCCAGCUGUUACUAUCUGUAAAAAAUGUAUAAUUCCCAAACCAGCUAGAACGCAUCAUUGCAGCAUCUGCAACAGAUGUAUUUUAAAAAUGGAUCAUCACUGUCCGUGGUUAAAUAAUUGUGUGGGUCAUUUCAAUCACCGAUACUUCUUCAGUUUCUGCCUGUACAUGACCAUGGGCUGCAUCUACUGCAGUGUCACUACCAAAGACAUGUUUCUAGAUGCAUACAAUGCCGUUGAGAACUAUUAUCAGACACCUGCACCUGCGUACACGCAUCAGGAGGGCAUGGUUUAUAAGAGCCUCAUUUAUCUGUGGGUGCUAACAAGUUCGGUGGCUUUUGCUCUGGGAGGUUUGACAUUAUGGCAUGCAGUGCUGAUCACAAGAGGAGAGACCAGUGUGGAGAGACAUAUCAACCGUAAAGAGAGAAAACGACUCCGACUGAAAGGCAAAUGGUUUCGUAAUCCAUACCACCAUGGAAAAAUUAACAAUUGGAAAAUGCUUUUUGCAGUUGAAAAGCCAAGUCACUGGCUAACACGAGUGCUGCUGCCCUCCACUCAUCUUCCUCAUGGGGACGGACUGACGUGGGACCCUCCUCCAUACAAAAAACACACCGUGGCUAUAUGAUGUCAUGGACAUAAAACCUGUUUCCUCACCAGCCAUGGAUCUGUUGGAUCUUGUUUAUUUGCAUUCUCACCAUGAACCUUUAUGACUGAGGGGUCUCCUGGUUAAAUGGACUACUGCAUUUUUUUAUGAUUGUGUAAUGUAAACUAAAAUGUGCAUGAGAUAUUUUUCAGUAUGUCCAUAGUGGUACUUUGUGCCAAAGACUGUUGUGGAUUUUAGUGAUAAACACUAUUUAUAUUCAUAUUUCAAUGAUCACACUAGUUAUUUGAAAUCUUUGAAUUGUGUUCUUUAUAAAACUGGUUUUAAAGUAUUUGAAUGUCUGUAAACAGGUGGAACAGGCAUUUGCAGAUCUUUUCUGAUUAACACAUUUAACAUGAUUCAAUUCAAGUUUAUUUGUACAUCACUUUUCACAGUGUGCACUGUUGCAAAGCAGCUUUACAAAUGGCACAAUAUACAUAAAACAGACAAACAACACAUUCAGAAUAAACGUAAGAGUUCAUAGCUGACGUUGCCUGACAUCCUUGCGUAGGCCAAUGUCAUCUUCCGACCGGCGUUGGGUCUUCUGACGUCUUUGUGGAAAGUUGGAUAAAGACUGAAAUUGGCUUGAUUUUAACCCCUUAGCUGUCACCACCCCCUUUUUGUGGGGGAAGUGGUGGGGGUGAAAAGGUGAUGUGCACUUUCAAAUUAAUAUAUUGAUGAACUAUGAGGAAAUAUUUGGGCACAUCUGUGGUUAGGCAUUAAACUAUUUCUGCAGUGUUACAGAGAUGCUUGGCACACAUGUAUAAACAGAGGCACUAGUGAAAAUGCUUACAUUCUUCCUCAUCAAUUAUGUGUGACCCUGGCCCCCCGAAACCAGUCAUAAGGGUCAAUAAAAAAAAGAGAGAGAUUUAUGCAUCAUCUAAAAGUUGAAUAAAUUGGAUAAGCUUUCCAUUGAUGUAGUUUGUUAGGAUAUGACAAUACAGUAUUUGGCCGAGAUAAAACUAUUUGAAAAUCUGGAAUCUGAGAGUGUAAAAAUCAAAUAUUGAUAAAGUCACCUUUAAAGUUGUCCAAAACACUGCAUCCAAUCACAAAAAUUAAAGUUUUGAUACAUUUAUGGUAGGAUAUUUACAUAAUAUCUUCAUGGAACAUGAUCUUUACUUAAUAUCCUAAUGAUGUUUGGCAUAAAAGAAAAAAAUAUAAUUUUGAAUUAAUGUAAACCAGUCAUAAGUGUAAAUUUUUUUUAAAAUUGAGAUGUAUGCAUCAUCUGAAGGUUGAAUGCAUCAUAUAAGCUAUUGCUACAAAUAGACUGGUUUUGUGGUCCAGGUCACAAAUUAUCUUAACAAUUGGAGGAAAUUAAAUCUCUCAAAAUAGAAACACUUGCUUUAAUAACAGCAUGCAUCAAGUUGUGUAAAAAAAGAAAAUGAAUGGUCAGUGUUAUCUCAUGAUGAUUUGAGAAUGUUCAAAAGGGCAUCUUAUGUUGCUCUUAUUUUUAUCUUUCAUGUGAAGCUGCUUUGACAAUAUUGUUAAAAGCACCAUUAAGUACAUUUGAAUGAUGAGAAUCUAUUAUGAAGUCGAUUAUUUCAAAAAUGUGCUUUUUACAUUUUUAUAAAUCAUAUUUACUUUCUGGGUUUAAAUAUGAAAAGCUCAGAUGUUCAGUGUAGCUUCAGUCACAAAUUACCUAAAUGUUUGUCAUUUACAAUAAUAAGAUUCACAUUAAGGCUACUAAGACAGUGACUGUUCCAAUAUAAAACAGCAAUAAAUCAUACAGGCACAAUAAUUUGUCAUUACCAAAUUUGUAUCUGUACUUUUUAACAUGUUUAAAUUAAAUCCACUUUCUUUUCA
Misgurnus anguillicaudatus (oriental weatherfish) is the source of this 3081-nucleotide messenger RNA. It is a transcript of the gene zdhhc16b, whose product is annotated as zDHHC palmitoyltransferase 16b. Gene Ontology annotation, molecular function: palmitoyltransferase activity. The record is from RefSeq and is a predicted model, not a curated record. Lineage: Eukaryota; Metazoa; Chordata; Actinopteri; Cypriniformes; Cobitidae.